AUGAAAAAUGCAUUUCCUGAACAUCUCGGAAACUACAACAUCAACAAAGUUAUAACCUCAGAUGGAAUCAUCCAAUAUGCGUUUGCAACUAAUGAGAUUACUUAUGCAGACAAACUUUUAAAAAUUUUUAAUCGUGAAUUAUUAACUAACAGUGAAUUGCAACCAGAGCUUGACAAAGAACUCAAAUUAGCUCAAUCUCUUAUCAGUCGUGGUUUACCAACUGUAGAAAAAGUUUUUCAAGAUCAUAAAUAUGACGUUAUUGUCAUGGAAGAUUUACCAAACGGAAAUCUUAAAGAUUACUUGAAAGUAAAGAAAAAUAUGCUUUAUAAUGACAAAAUCAAAUUAUGCAUCCGAAUUCUUAAUGGAAUCAUUUGCUUGCAUGAACAUGGAAUGAACCAUGGAUGUUUGAAUCCAGACAAUAUAUAUUUCGACUCCUUUGGAAAUCCCAAACUCAUAGGUUACGGAUUACACGUCAAAGAUCAGUCAACAGAGCUCAGCAACCUGAUUUACAGAGCUCCGGAAGAAGUUAAACUUCAACGCAGGAACAAUAAAGAAGCAGAUAUGUGGUCAUUUGGUUUAGUCUCACACCAGAUCGUUGCAAACAGUUUUCCAUUCAUUGUUGAUGAUGCCCAGCAGUACAUUAAAACACUCAUCACUGGUCAGCAGAUCAGUCUCAUAUCAGUUGGAGGAAUCUUAGAUAAAAUCGUCGAGAGAUGCCUUGAUCCAGAUCCAAAUACAAGAAUUACAUCUGAUGGAGCAAGAGAGAUGUUUGAAACUAUCAAAGAAUAUAAGACACUCUUCUCAAAGAGUCUUGCUGCAAUUCCGAGAUUGCCAAAGCCAAUGCAUCAACCAUUUCCAAGUUGCACUAUAACACUGCAGGGAACAAUCUCUAAGAGAUAUAGAUCAAGCAGAUACGAAAGUAUUUAA
Trichomonas vaginalis G3 is the source of this 927-nucleotide messenger RNA. Its product is annotated as protein serine/threonine kinase protein. Bases 1 to 927 code for a protein of 308 amino acids. NCBI's taxonomy places the organism in Eukaryota, Parabasalia, Trichomonadida, Trichomonadidae. Gene Ontology annotation, molecular function: protein kinase activity; ATP binding. Gene Ontology annotation, biological process: protein phosphorylation. The transcript has a single exon. The record is from RefSeq and is a predicted model, not a curated record.